Molecule: messenger RNA, 396 nt
Organism: Zingiber officinale
Lineage: Eukaryota; Viridiplantae; Streptophyta; Magnoliopsida; Zingiberales; Zingiberaceae
Product: very-long-chain aldehyde decarbonylase GL1-9-like
Exons: 1
Coding region: 1-396 (131 amino acids)
Biological process (GO): lipid biosynthetic process
Molecular function (GO): oxidoreductase activity; iron ion binding
Source: RefSeq, a predicted model, not a curated record
AUGAAAUUAGCCACUCCACGCCCUUUUUCCCAGCAGUUGACCGGCGACGACCCCAACUACCGUCCACCCCGCACCACCGCUACCUCCGCCGCCCGAUUCUUUGUCGCCGUGGUCGUCUUCGACUCAUGGCCGUACUUUAUCCACCGCUACAUGCACCACAACAAGGUCCUCUACAGGAGCUUCCACUCGUGGCACCACGGCAUCGCAGCCCCCUACGCCCUCGCGGAGCAGUACAAGUGUGCAACUACCCCCAUCGACGGCGUGCUCACGGGAACUGUGUCCGGCGCGCUAGCAUACUUCGUGUCAGGGAUGUCUCCGGUGACGGCGUUCGGGAACAACGCAGCGUACUUACCACGAGGUGCAUCACCGGCGGUGCGGUGCGGGGAGAUCGCAUAA